AUUCAUCACAAGAAACUGUUUCAUGUUCAUGUUACUCUGUAUAAUCGCGAUUUAUAAAGUGACUGAUAAACGUCAUUUAGUAAAGUGGACUCAAAGAUAAUACAUUUGUACAUUGUCAAUCCAGUAAUUGCACACCAUAAACGGAGACAUCAUCGAGGCAGACAGUGCUGCUCAAGUUUCGAGGUUAUAUGGUCAAGAUGAAUCACACCGACUUGCAGAAGAUGAAGCAGUGUCUGAGUAAAUAUCAGAAUGCAGAUAUAACGCGCAAAGAAAUUUGCAAUGUGCUACAAAUGUAUCGAAGCUUACAAUACAACAUGGAGCCCUUUGUCUUCAACGACGGUUCCUGCAAAGAACUAUCCAAUCUUCAGGGCACUAUACCAAUAACCUAUAAGGGCAGUACGUACAACAUACCUGUAUGUAUUUGGUUAAUGGACACUCAUCCCAACAAUGCGCCAAUGUGUUAUGUCAGGCCAACUGCCGAUAUGAGUAUCAAAGUCAGUAUGUUCGUUGAUCACAAUGGCAAGAUAUACUUACCGUAUCUACAUGACUGGGUACCACAUUCCUCGGAUUUGUUGAGUCUAAUACAAGUAAUGACGGUCAUGUUCGGCGAGCAUCCCCCAGUUGUAGCGAAACGAUGGACAAGUGUUCAAAAGCCAACAACACCUUACCCCGUUCAACCUUUUAUGCCUGUUCCGACCAAUGGAGGAGCUAUGGGUGCGACUGGUAGUGGAUUUCCACCGUACCCUACGACGACGCCGUAUCCAGCUACCAAUUCUCCAUAUCCUCCAGCUGCAACAUCCAGUCUUGGUUACGGUAGUUACCCGGGAAUGCCGACACCUUAUCAGGGUCAAACUUAUCCUGGUUCGUUUCCAUCUCCUUUCAAUCCAGCUAGUUUACCAGGUGAAAAUCCAUAUCAGUCUCCAUCGAUGGUGCCAGGCUCAAUAAACACGGGAAAUUCCGACACGAUAACCGAAGAGCACAUAAGAGCGUCGCUGCUCUCAGCGGUCGGUGACAAAUUACGACGGCGCUUGUGUGACCAGUUUUCCCAGUUGCAAGCUGAACUUGAAACCCUUCGACGAACCCAAAAAGAACUUACGAAUGGUUCGUCUAGACUCGCCGAUUUGUUCACCAAACUCAAGAAGGAGAAAGCCGAAUUGGAAAAAAACAUAAAUAUUCUACAAGAUAAAGAGGCGGAAUUGGAGAAAGAGAUUGCCAAAUUAUCCGACAGUCAAUCGAUCGACGUUGAUGAGGCAGUUACGACGAUCGCACCUUUGUACAAACAAAUGUUGAACGCGUUUGCUGAGGAGGCUGCAACAGAAGACGCCAUAUAUUAUCUUGCUGAGGGAUUACGAAGCGGCAUAAUCGAUUUGGAUGUAUUUUUGAAGCAAGUUAGGCAAUUAUCGCGUCGGCAAUUUAUGCUCAGAGCUUUAAUGUUACGCUGCCGACAGAAAGCGGGCCUCGCUGGAUAAAUUUGUCCUUAAACAAAGCGUGAUAAUAUUCUAUAACGGGCUGGCGCACACUCAGUGUUCCACAACUAUCAAUAUAUAUUAUUUUAAUAUUGCAAAGCAGAAGAAAUUUAAUAAAAUAUAAAUAAAUACGUAACUAGUAAAGAACAUGAAUAAAAAAGAAACACAUCCAUGAAAGCUAUUGUAAUAAGUAUAAAUAUAAGUGCUAUAUUCGUUGUACAAUUCGAUUUAACGACAAGAUGCGUUCUAUGCAUACGCAGCACGGAGAGGUAACAAUAAAUAAGUCAAAUAUUACGUCGGUUUUUUUUUUCUUUUUUCGUUAGUUUAUCGAAAUAACAAUGGUGCUGUUUUAUUAAACAUGUCGAAUUUUAUACAGGAAUGCACGAGCCUCAGUGUGUGAAACUCAUCCGGAGUGUGAGAAUGUUGUGUAAUCGGAAUACUCCUAAUCUGCAACAAUUAAAAAAUUCUAUAAAACCGUUUGCACAAACUUUAUGUGGUGGUAGAGGAAAAACAAUAUUUCAAUGAAAUGUAAAAUCAAUUAAGUACACGAUAAUCUUGAGAAAGAAAGAAAAUUAUAGCGACUGUUUUGUCUAUUUAAAAAGGAGUGUUUAUGAUCAGAGUAGUGGAAAAUUCCCUAAUUUUUAAAAAUUUUAUUAAAAACUGAAGCUUAAUUGCUAAUUAUAUAAAAUGAGCAUUCUAUGCUUCAAAAAUUCAUGCCGGAUUCAUUCGAAUAAUCAAGACCUUCGCUUCUAGGAAAGACUCAAGCUUUUACGAGUAAAAAGUAAAUCGCAAUUUCAAUCAUUUUGCCUUCUUUUGCACCAAAAACAAGGUGUGGCGAUCAUUUUACAAAAGUGCAACAUAAAAUUCCAAUGGAACAGAGGAAAAUUAUUGGCUUAUUCACACACAAUGAUAGUUGAAUAACUUACAAAAAAAGUGUAUAGAGAUCAAAAUCAAAAUGUCACUGUGGAACAAUUUUUAUCAAUUUUGUUGCAUCAGCAAUUGCUUUCUGCAUUGCCUUAGUGAUCGAAUAAGAAUAGCAAAAUUUCAUUUGCAAUGGUAUUGUAAUGUUCCUCGCUUUUUAGUUACAUUAGGUAGUUAGGUACAUAUUUAUGGAAAAUUUUUUUGUUUUCUUUUUUGAAUUAAGAAAUAAAGAAUCACCGUUUUGUAGGGUCAAA
Venturia canescens is the source of this 2641-nucleotide messenger RNA. It is a transcript of the gene TSG101, whose product is annotated as tumor susceptibility gene 101. The coding region runs from base 189 to 1469 and encodes 426 amino acids. NCBI's taxonomy places the organism in Eukaryota, Metazoa, Arthropoda, Insecta, Hymenoptera, Ichneumonidae. The record is from RefSeq and is a predicted model, not a curated record. The transcript is spliced from 8 exons. Gene Ontology annotation, cellular component: ESCRT I complex. Gene Ontology annotation, molecular function: ubiquitin binding. Gene Ontology annotation, biological process: protein modification process; protein transport; endosome to lysosome transport.